This is a messenger RNA of Pseudopipra pipra, 1970 nucleotides long. RefSeq names its product heterogeneous nuclear ribonucleoprotein A/B (gene HNRNPAB). Gene Ontology annotation, cellular component: nucleoplasm; chromatin. Gene Ontology annotation, biological process: regulation of gene expression. The transcript has 9 exons. The coding region runs from base 200 to 1252 and encodes 350 amino acids. Lineage: Eukaryota; Metazoa; Chordata; Aves; Passeriformes; Pipridae. Gene Ontology annotation, molecular function: RNA binding. The record is from RefSeq and is a predicted model, not a curated record.
CCACGCGUCGAGGGCCUGGGCCCGAGUACGUGUCUGAGGGGGAGGCGGCGGUGGCGGCGCGGCCGGAGCGGAGCAGCCGCGGGCAGCGCGAUCGGCUCUAGCGCCGGGGCGCUUUUAAUCGGACUCCGGACGGCCCGGGUUUUAUCGGGAGCGGGUUUUAAAGAGCCUCUCGUCCCUCUCCCUCAGCGGACGGGGCACCAUGUCCGAAGCGGAGCAGCAGCUGGCGGCCGGCGCCACCCAGAACGGGCACGAAGCGGCCGAGAGCGCCGGGGAGCAGCAGGCCGAGAGCGGCGCGGCCCCGGCAGCAGCAGCAGCAGCAGCGGCGGGGGCAGCGGGAGCGGCAUCGGCGGCGGCGGCGGCGGGAGCCGGGCCGGCAGCGGGCACGGCGGGCACGGCCGCCAGCCAGAACGGGGCCGAGGGCGACCAGAUCAACGCCAGCAAGAACGAGGAGGACGCGGGGAAGAUGUUUGUUGGUGGCCUCAGUUGGGAUACGAGCAAAAAAGACUUGAAAGAUUACUUCACCAAAUUUGGUGAGGUAACCGACUGCACGAUAAAGAUGGACCCUAACACAGGAAGAUCCAGAGGCUUUGGAUUUAUUCUCUUCAAAGAACCUGGGAGUGUUGAAAAGGUUCUGGAACAGAAAGAACACAGACUAGAUGGCCGACUAAUUGAUCCCAAGAAGGCCAUGGCAAUGAAAAAGGAUCCAGUGAAGAAAAUAUUUGUUGGUGGACUAAACCCAGAAGCCACAGAAGAGAAAAUCAGGGAAUACUUUGGAGAAUUUGGAGAGAUUGAAGCAAUUGAACUUCCAAUGGAUCCAAAGACCAACAAAAGGAGGGGGUUUGUGUUCAUCACUUUCAAGGAAGAGGAUCCAGUGAAGAAGGUUUUGGAGAAGAAAUUCCACAACGUCAGUGGAAGCAAGUGCGAGAUUAAGGUAGCACAGCCAAAAGAAGUGUACCAGCAGCAACAGUUCAGCAGUGGCGGAGGAAGAGGUAGCUAUGGAGGAAGAGGCAGAGGUGGAAGAGGCGGCGCUCAAAGUCAAAAUUGGAAUCAAGGUUAUGGCAAUUACUGGAACCAGGGUUAUGGGAAUCAAGGAUACGGCUAUCAGCAAGGUUAUGGUGGCUAUGGAGGCUAUGAUUAUUCAGGAUAUGGGUAUUAUGGAUAUGGACCAGGCUAUGAUUACAGUCAAGGCAGUGCAAAUUAUGGGAAGACACCAAGACGUGGUGGUCAUCAGAAUAACUACAAGCCAUAUUGAUCAAACUUAUUCAGGCCUGGCAGUGGUCACAGUUGAUGCCUACAAGCACUGGAUAUUCCACAAGUUGAAGACGGAAUACUGACUUGUUUACCUGAAGAUAAUAGGACUUCGGGGUAUUUCCUCAGAGAAAAUAUAAAUUUUAAUAUAAUUUCAUAAGCUUUGGAGGUUAGCUUGUCUUGUAGCUUCAGUGAUAUCAAACUUCUUCAAGUAGGAGCUAGAUAGAAAGCUGUUUAGUUUUUGCCAGCGUAUGUAAAACAAGACUUUUCUAUCUGCAUUGUAGAUUGUUUGUGGACACUUCCAGAUUCUUGUGCUUUCUGCAGUCAUUCUGGGGACUGAACUCUCAUUGAUACUGAAAGAGGUUCCGUGAUCAGGACACGGGCAGGAAUUUGAGUGUAGAAGCCCACAGUGUGGUUUGGAGUAGUGAAUUGCUUUUAGUUUGGAGAUGACUGUGGCAGAUGGGAAGAGCAACUGUACAUUAAGGGAACAAUUACAGAUCUUCCUGGAGACAUCAAUGAGAGAUUUGCCUUCAACCUUUCACAGAAGAUUUUUUUAGCUUUAAUUUGGGACAAUAAAGGGGUUUUUCAAAAGCACUAAAAACCAGUGGGAGCUUGUUAGCUGCUCCUUAUGCCUUUAAAAACCCCUACACCAAAAGUGAUAGCUGAGAACAUGAAAUGGAAGUAAAUAAAAUGCAUUUUCAUUGCUGUUUUGAGUUACAUAA